This is a messenger RNA of Trametes versicolor FP-101664 SS1, 699 nucleotides long. RefSeq lists its product as uncharacterized. The transcript has 2 exons. Gene Ontology annotation, cellular component: membrane. Gene Ontology annotation, biological process: transmembrane transport. NCBI's taxonomy places the organism in Eukaryota, Fungi, Basidiomycota, Agaricomycetes, Polyporales, Polyporaceae. Gene Ontology annotation, molecular function: sulfate transmembrane transporter activity. The record is from RefSeq and is a predicted model, not a curated record. The coding region runs from base 1 to 699 and encodes 232 amino acids.
AUGUACUCCUUCUGGUGCAUGUCCCCCGUCGAGCUCGUCAUCUGGGUCGGGUCUGUACUCGUCGCCGUGUUCGCGACGAUUGAGGACGGGAUCUCCACGUCCGUUGCCGCGUCGCUCGCGCUGCUCCUCGUGCGCCUCGCGCGCCCGCGCGGGCACUUCCUCGGGCGCGUCACGCUGCACAACACGAACGAGUCCAGCUCGCGCGACGUGUACAUCCCGCUGAGCCCGAACAAGUUCUUGAUGAACAAACAUGUGGUGUAUCCGCCGUCGCCCGGCAUGGUCGUGUAUCGCUUCGAGGAGAGUUUCUUGUACCCGAACUCGUCGCUCGUGAACGACGCGAUCGUGGACUUCGCGAAGGCGCACACGCACCGCGGGCGCGACACGACUGGGGUCAAGUAUGGGGUCCGCCCGUGGAACGACCCAGGCAAGAACAGCGAGGUCGAGGACAACGCUGAGAAGCCGCUGCUGCGCGCCGUCGUGAUGGCGUUUCUCGACAGCUUGCGAGUGUACAGCGCACAUGCGCCCUCGCCUGGCACCCUCGCGCCCCUCCCCGUGCUCGCGCUGCUCCCAUGCCCGACCCCAGUGCGCGCGCACACGUCCAACCACGACGCGCGUACUCGUACUCACCUGCGCAUCUCCCCAACACCUGUCCCCGCUCUAUCCCCCCACUUCGCGCGCGCCCGCGCGCCCCCCACGUAG